Molecule: messenger RNA, 1152 nt
Organism: Camelina sativa (false flax)
Lineage: Eukaryota; Viridiplantae; Streptophyta; Magnoliopsida; Brassicales; Brassicaceae
Source: RefSeq, a predicted model, not a curated record
GUCGUUUCAAAAUCGAGAUCAAACUCUUGCCGAAGAAGUAUUAUAGCUAGUGUUUCACUGCGAUUUUGCUUGUUCUGUAGUCAAAAUUUUCCUGACAAUUUGUUUUGAAGAUGUUUUGGUGGAGAAGGAAAAAGCAUGAAGUCAACGAACGACAGAGAAUGUUUAUGAAAAAUGGGAGUUUACUACUUGAAGAGGUCAUUGCGAUCAGUGAUGAUGCUAAAUCUAAUCCUAUCAAAAAUUUCUCAGCUGAUCAGAUCAUAGAAGCCACUAACAACUUCAGCCGCGGUAAUCUUGUUCGCAUCGAUAGAUACCGACACUACAGAGGUGUGCUUGAUGGACGUGUCGUGCUUAUCAAGAAAUGGGCCUAUGGCGGAUCAAUUUACUCUGAGAAGAUAUACCGCGACUUAGCGGUUUCAUCAAUGGUGAGUGGUCACAAAAACUUCCUCAAACUGUUGGGAUGUUGCCUAGAAUUCGCUUACCCGGUUCUAGUUUGCGAAUAUGCAGAGGUCAUUACUCGUAGCCUAAGAGGAACAAGAUGUCCGAUUGAUCCAGCUUUAACAUGGAGUAUGAGAAUUGUUAUAGCAAAGGAGAUUGCAAACGCUUUAAGUUACCUUCACACGGCGUUUUCAAGAACUUUAGUCCAUAAAGAUAUAGAACCUUGUCAGAUUUUCUUGGAUAAUAAUGGAACACCAAAGUUGGGUGAGUUUUGCAACUGUGUUUUCAUUCCAAUAGGCGAAACAUUCAAAGAGUUUGUCUGAAUUGGUCAAUGAUGGAAGAUUUGAUGAGGUUGUAGAUAAAAAGAUGUUGGUUAUUGAGGGUAGAGAUAUAGAGCAAGAGCGAUUACAAAUCAAAGCAUUUCUUGAGCUCGCGUUGAGAUGCAUUGGUCAUCAAGGAGAUGUUCCAAAGAUGAUUGAAAUGGCCAAAGAACUUAAAAGAAUUGAGAGAUCGAAGGAUCUGUCCUGUGGUUCUUAAGGAUGUCUAUUGUGGUUCUUCUAUGUCACAUCUUUCUUUAGUCAAAGAUACUGACAUAUAAUAACUUUUUUCUUAUUAAGCUCCAAAUCAUCAGUGAAGAUGAUGCAAAACAUUGUACUUUUGUAGCAUAUAUAUCUGUCAUAUGUUGUUCAUCGGCUUUGGAUGAGAAUUCUUUGGCAA